Molecule: messenger RNA, 1524 nt
Organism: Octodon degus (degu)
Lineage: Eukaryota; Metazoa; Chordata; Mammalia; Rodentia; Octodontidae
Product: zinc finger protein 512-like
Molecular function (GO): zinc ion binding
Source: RefSeq, a predicted model, not a curated record
AUCGUGGGAGCAAAGAACAGGACCCAGUGCUCUCCCAUAAAGGACAACUGUUUCCAGUACACCAUCCCUCAUGAUGACUCCUUAAGUGGUUCUUCAUCUGCCUCUUCAUGUGAACAAGUGAAUGAUUUCCCAGCAUCCUUCCGAAAAUCUUCAUACUGGAGGAAAAUGAAGAAGAUCAAGCAAGCUGCUUCUCCUCACAUUGAAGGGUCAGGUGGAGUGUCUGCCAAAGGGAAGAGGAAACCCCUGCAGGAAGAGGAUGAAGACUAUGGACAGUUUCCUCAGAAGAAGCAUAAACUUUAUGGGAGGAGGCAAUGGCCUAAAACUCAGCCUAAUCCCAAACCCCAGGCUCGCCGUAUACGGAAGGAACCGCCAGUUUAUGCAGCAGGCAGUUUGGAGGAACAGUGGUACUUAGAAAUUGUGGAUAAAGGCAGUGUUUCCUGUCCUACCUGCCGGGUAGUAGCGAGGAAGACCAUAGAGGGUUUGAAGAAACACAUGGAAAACUGCAAACAGGAAAUGUUUACUUGCCAUCACUGUGGGAAACAACUGCAUUCCUCAGCAGGGAUGAAGUAUCAUGUCAUGGCGAAUCAUAAUAGUUUGCCCAUUUCAAAGACUGGAGAUGAAAUUGAUGAGCCAAGUGAGAAGGAACGGCUCCGAACAGUUUUAAAGAGACUGGGAAAACUCAGGUGCAUGCGAGAGAGUUGCUCCACUACCUUCAGCAGCAUCAUGGGAUAUCUGUACCAUGUUAGAAAGUGCGGCAAAGAGGCUGCAGAGCUGGAGAAGAUGACCUUAAAAUGUCACCACUGUGAAAAACCAUAUAGGUCUAAGGCUGGUCUCGCAUAUCACCUGAGGUCAGAACAUGCACCUGUCUCCUUCUUUCCGGAGUCAGGACAGCCAGACUGCUUAAAGGAGAUGAAUCUGGAAGCAAAGAGUGGGGGGGGAGUUCAGAGACGCUCUGCCAAGAUUGCUGUGUACCACCUGCAGGAGCUGGCCUCUGUUGAACUGGCCAAGGAGUGGCCUAAGAGGAAAGUGCUCCAGGACCUGAUACCUGAUGACCGGAAGUUAAAAUGUACUGGACCUGGGCUGCCUACUUUCAGCCAGGAAGUACUACACAAAUGGAAGACAGAUAUCAAGAAGUAUCAUCACAUUCAGUGUCCUAACCAGGGUUGUGAGGCUGUGUACAGUAGUGUGUCUGGCCUUAAAGCUCACCUUGGCUCGUGUACAUUGGGAACUUUUGUGGCUGGAAAAUACAAGUGUCUUCUAUGCCAGAAAGAGUUUGUGUCAGAGAGUGGUGUUAAGUAUCACAUCAACUCUGUCCAUGCUGAGGAUUGGUUUGUUGUAAACCCAACAACAACAAAAAGCUUUGAAAAGCUGAUGAAGAUAAAGCAGAAACAGCAAGAGGAAGAAACACGCAGACUGGAGCACAGGAGCAGGAGGUCACUAAGAAGGCUGCAGCAGCCUGGCAUUGAGCUUCCUGAGACCCAACUGAGCGUUAGAGUAGGGAAGGAUCAGAGGAGGAAUAAUGAG